Messenger RNA from Penicillium angulare, 1365 nucleotides. RefSeq names its product bZIP transcription factor atfA (gene atfA). The record is from RefSeq and is a predicted model, not a curated record. Gene Ontology annotation, biological process: regulation of transcription by RNA polymerase II. NCBI's taxonomy places the organism in Eukaryota, Fungi, Ascomycota, Eurotiomycetes, Eurotiales, Aspergillaceae. Bases 1 to 1365 code for a protein of 454 amino acids. Gene Ontology annotation, molecular function: DNA-binding transcription factor activity, RNA polymerase II-specific; RNA polymerase II cis-regulatory region sequence-specific DNA binding. The transcript is spliced from 2 exons.
AUGCUGACUCGCCUGCCAGACUCGCAGUCUUCAGAACAGGGCCAAAAACCUGGUGGUCAAACCUCGCUGGCGCCACCGCGACGCCCAACCGGAGCUACCGCUAGUGAUACCCCCGAUUACUUCAACUCUGUCCACAAUCCCUUCUCGCUGGAGCCCAAUCCAUUUGAACAGUCCUUCAGCGGCAACCCCGGUGACACACCCGGCAAGUCGCUACUGCCGCCCGUCGCAUCGCUCACCUCGCCGGCAAUUCCUGGUGCAAGCUCUGCUGGCGGCUACAACUGGUCCAACUCUCUUCGAUCAGGGCCCCUGAGCCCCGCCAUGCUUCCCGGCCCAACUGGAUCUAAUGAUUACUUCGACCAAAUUGGCAGAGGUUUCCCAACUCCCAACGAAUCAUCUCUCCGCACUGGAUUGACCCCGGGGGGUGGUGGGUCGAUGUUCCCAGCACCAAGCCCUAACUCCCAAGCUUUGUUACAACAACUUCAAAACGGCGGUGCCACCCCCUCUACGAUUGAGUUCCACCGCACCGCCUUGAACGCCAAGAAGAACAGCGCGAAUGGUCAAGCGAACGAACAGGACCAGGCCCAGAACGCGAACAUGGAUGUUAAACCUCCUCAAUCUGCGCCUGCAGACCAGUUUACUCAACACGAUGCUGCCGAUGCUGCGAAUGGCCUCUUUAUGCUCGCUAAGGGUGGUCAACCUAACAACAUGCAAAUGAGCCAAAACAUGCAAAAUGCCGCCGCCGCACGCCGCGUAUCGCAGAACACCAACGGAACAAGCGGUCGUGAGAUGAGUGGAGAGGGUUCUGAGCAGGAGCCUACCAAGCCCGCUGGCAAGGGCAAGGGCAAGAAGAAUGCUCCUAAGCCUCACCCCGCUGUUAAUAACCGACGCAAGGCAGACGAUAUUCCUAAAGGUCCUAAUAAGAAGAUGAAGGCCAGCAGUAUGGAGCCGCCAUCCGACAUGGACUCUGAAGACGAAGAGAUGAAGAGAUUAACAUCGGCUGAUCCUAAGAAAAUGACGGACGAGGAAAAGCGACGCAACUUCUUAGAGCGCAAUCGUGUUGCUGCAUUGAAGUGUCGUCAACGCAAGAAGCAGUGGCUAGCCAACUUGCAGGCCAAGGUUGAGCUCUUCACUACCGAGAACGAUGCAUUGACUGCUACUGUUACACAACUACGCGAGGAGAUAGUCAACCUUAAGACUCUUCUACUAGCACACAAGGACUGCCCUGUCUCCCAGGCGCAGGGUCUUGGCCCAUUGAUGAUGAACGGCAUGUCAACAGGGUUUGACCCACAUGGUUAUGGCAUGGCUAGCCAGAUGGGCAUGCAGCCUGGCGGCCCAAUUCCUACCCAGGGCAUGCGCCGAGGUUAA